GCCACAGCAAGACAAUGCCGGAGCACAGUCCAGCUCCGACUCCGCAUAGAGCCAUCUAUGGCUUUGCGUUCUAUAUGCUGUUUACGGUUCUGUUUAUUGUAUACGUGGCUUGGGCGCUCCUGCCGUUUGAGUUUGGUCUGCAACCUUACUUGCCAGACAAAUAUUUUGCAGUUUUUGUGCCAUUUCUGGUGCUGAUGUUUGCCUGGUUUUUCGCUUUCCUUAUCUAUCCGGCCAUUAAUAUGUCGCUGACUGUCAAUGUUGAUUCGAUUCAUUCCGUGGUGGACCCCAAACUAGCUCUACCCAAGGGCACAGCAUUUACAUCCUGGUCACAGCUCAAGAAUUCCAAAGAUUCCCCAACAAAGCAAAAGAAGCCGACACCAAUCAACUGCAAUAUGUGCAAGACAUCGCACAAGCCCAUAACGCGAGCACCCAUAGCCCCACUAAGAUUCCUUGACCUACAAGAAGUGAAUACAGCAUAUUACAACUAAAAAAACUAA
Molecule: messenger RNA, 497 nt
Organism: Drosophila persimilis
Lineage: Eukaryota; Metazoa; Arthropoda; Insecta; Diptera; Drosophilidae
Gene: PIG-P
Product: phosphatidylinositol N-acetylglucosaminyltransferase subunit P
Exons: 1
Coding region: 15-488 (157 amino acids)
Source: RefSeq, a predicted model, not a curated record